AUGGAAGACUUACUGCGAGAAAUUGGUUACUGCUGGGUAGACAAGACAGGUGAAGUUGUGAGAACGCAAAAAGGUGUGGUGCGAACAAAUUGUGUAGAUUGCCUGGAUCGAACCAAUUUAGUACAGGGAUCUAUCUCUCAAUGGGUUUGCAUGCAGCAAGCGCAACGUUUAGGACUGUUUGGCCCAUUAUGUGAGCCACCUGAGGCUUUAGUUGUAUUGUUACAAAAUAUGUGGGCCGACAAUGGUGAUGCGAUUUCGACUCAGUACGCUGGAACUGCAGCAUUGAAAGGAGACGUUACUCGAAGUGGCGAACGACGUCUUACCGGAAUCAUGAAAGACGGGUAUAACAGCGCAUCACGUUACUAUCUCUCUCAUGUGCGAGAUUCAUCAAGACAGAAGGCCAUCAACGCCCUUUUGGGCAACAAAGAUCAGGGCAUAGAAUCGAUGCUGGAAGGAGAUUCAGACUCAGAAGAAGAUGAGAAUGUCAGCCGGCUUGUAGGUGAAACGGUACAUUUUCUGCUUCCUGAAGGAGAGGUUGUUGUGGGGGGAUGGGCUCUCUGUGACUCACAACAGAAUGGAGAUGCUGUUGACACUAUUGUUCUUCUCACAAGAACGAAACUUUACGUCGCUGUUUAUGAUGAUGAUGUUGAGAAACUUGCGGAAGUUAAGAUUGUGCCUCUUGAUGACAUCAUAUCAUUAGAG
Messenger RNA from Strongylus vulgaris, 702 nucleotides. Lineage: Eukaryota; Metazoa; Nematoda; Chromadorea; Rhabditida; Strongylidae. The record is from the annotation of a GenBank genome assembly.